This is a messenger RNA of Heteronotia binoei (common prickly gecko), 3279 nucleotides long. Its product is annotated as kinesin-like protein KIF20A. The coding region runs from base 181 to 2679 and encodes 832 amino acids. The transcript has 19 exons. NCBI's taxonomy places the organism in Eukaryota, Metazoa, Chordata, Lepidosauria, Squamata, Gekkonidae. The record is from RefSeq and is a predicted model, not a curated record. Gene Ontology annotation, molecular function: microtubule binding; plus-end-directed microtubule motor activity; ATP binding. Gene Ontology annotation, cellular component: nucleus; spindle microtubule. Gene Ontology annotation, biological process: mitotic spindle assembly; microtubule-based movement.
AAGUGAUUUAGAGGGUGGGGCUAUGAGUAGAUUGAUGGUUACUAAUGUUGCUUGAGUAGAUUGAUGGUUACAGGUCAAUGGCCAGCCUAUACCACUGGGGGAGUGGAGAGUGGCAGAAUAUCACAGACCAAACUAAAGGAAUUGGGACUGAAUAGUGUCUGUAGAUAAAUUAGUGAAACAAUGAAUUGUCUGGAAGAAAUGGGUGUUCUCUCAAGAACAUGUAUGACUGAACUGGUGUCUAAUGUGGGCUUAACUUUACCCCUGGAGUCAUCAGAGGUAUUUGGCACUAAAGAGCAUCAUGAGGGAGAGGAUGUGUGUCAGCUACUGAAAGUGUACUUGAGAGUGCGACCCUUCUCCAAGGCAGAGCUUGAAAACAAUGAAAACCAGGACUGCUUAAUGAUUGAAAACCAAGAAACAGUAACACUUCGUGCUCCUAAAGAAUCAGCUUCAAUGAAGAACAGUGAAAAAGGAAUUGGUCAAUGUGCACAUCGGUUCACCUUUACUCGGGUUUUUGGACCAGAUAGUACUCAAAGUGAAUUUUUUGAAGGCACAAUGAAUGAGAUACUUAAAGCAUACAUUAAUGGAGUGAAUGGGCUUGUGUUUACCUAUGGUGUUACUAAUGCUGGCAAAACAUUCACUGUUCACGGCUGUCCAAAAGAUGGUGGUAUCCUGCCUCGUGCUCUUGAAAUGAUCUUCAACCAUGUAAGAGGAAGACAGUAUCAAGAGAUGAACUUAAAGCCCUGCUUCAGCAACUUUAUCAAGAGGCUGGAUGAUACGCAGACUAAGCGAGAGGAAUCCAUAAAAGCUGCGGUCCUUGCCUCUUUGAAAGAGGAGCCUGAUCAUUCUUUGAAGCAUACCACAACUUCCGGUACACCAGAUUCAACUCGUAGUGACUGUAGUUCACCCAGUCUUGUUUUGGAUCAAUUAGACAAAAGUAAUGAACUACUAGAUGCUGAGAGAGGUAGCAAGUAUCAGAGCACACUGUUGUCUGUCUGGGUUUCUUUCUUUGAAAUCUACAAUGAGUACAUUUAUGAACUACUGGACUUACUGCCAACAUCUAAAAAUCAAAAACGUAAAGUUCUAAGGAUCUGUGAGGAUCAAGGAGGAAGUUCUUAUGUAAAAGACUUGAAGUGGAUCAACGUAAAAAACAUAGAUGAAGCUUACAAAAUACUUCAAAUAGGAAAUAAAAACAGAAGUUUGGCAUGCACCAGGACAAAUCAGCAAUCAAGUAGAAGCCACAGCAUCUUUUCUAUCAGACUAAUCAGCUUGAGUGAUGAGGCUAUGCCACGUGUUCUCGGAGUCUCUGAACUCUCUCUGUGUGACCUGGCUGGAUCAGAACGAUGCAAUAAAACGCAUAGCUUUGGAGACCGGCUUAAAGAAGCAGGCAAUAUUAACAAUUCUCUUCUUAUCCUUGGAAAAUGCAUUGCAGCUCUGAAACAAAAUCAAAAUCCUAAGUUAAGGCAGGCAUAUAUUCCCUUCAGAGAAAGUAAGCUAACCCGCUUAUUUCAACCAUUCUUUUGUGGUAAAGGCAAAGCUUGUAUGAUAGUUAACAUUAACCAGUGUGCCUCUACAUAUGAUGAGACCCUGCAUGUUAUGAAAUUUUCUGCUGUAGCUAAGCAAAUUAUUCAAACAGUUCAAUCUAAAAUCUUUGAUUAUUUCCCCCCACAAUACAGUGGGAGGGAAGGUAAGCCUGAAGUGCAUUUUGAUGACGUAUCUGCUGAGGAACUUCCAGAUGACAUUAAUAUAUCCUCUUCCUCUGAAGAAGAAAUAGAUAUUAGCAUUAUGACUCAUGAGGAUCUCUUGAAAACUACGAUGCUCCUAAAGAAAAAACUAAUUUUGGAAAGACAAAGCAAGUUACUUCUUGAGGUGCAGAUACGGAAAGAGAUGGCAGAAGCAAUGUUUCAGCAACUGCUGGAAACAGAAGAAUCCUGGCGUAAGCGCCUGGAAGAUAUGAGAGAAAGCUAUGAAGAGAAACUGGAGAGUAAAUUUGAAAUGUACAAGGAGGCUAUAAAGAGGCAUGCAUAUAUGUGUGCAAUGGAGCAAAUUGAGGAGCACUAUGUUCCAGUUGAAGAGUUCAUAGCUGAACAAGCAAAGGUUGAGGAUCGAGAGAUGAAAAUACAGCAGCUGAAGCUUAAAUUUGGAGAGCCCAAUGCCUUUGCUUUGGAAAGUCCUAAUUCAGAUACCACAGAGGGGGAGAUUAAUCCAGAUGGUGCAGAAAUGAUGGUGCAGAAAACUUCAGAUACCUUGUCAAGGCAGUGUGAGGAGAAAGAUGAGUUAAUCAAAUCGCUGAAGCUGAAAAUGCAAAAAUUAAAUCCGAUGUUACAAGAUGCUAAUGAUAACUAUAAAAAAACAGUUGAGGAAAAUAAUAGACUGAAGCAGGUGAUAAUGUUCAAGGAACAAGAGAUCGAAGGCCUUCAAACCUGGGCUGAACGUGUCCAUGAACUUGAAGCCACAGUAUCUCUUCUACAAAAAGAAUUAGAUGAAAGCAAGAAAAAGUUUCUUGAUGUGGAAGAGCUUAAGCAUCGGAAAUCCAAGAAGGGCUUCUUUGCAAAUCUUAAAUAUUCAGUAGUUGAGGUUCCUAAAACAAACAGCAAGGACUCAGAAAAACCUAACUGGUCGCCUACAGUGAUGUGCAAACAAACAGUGAAUAAAGUAAAAGAAUCACUCCAGUCUUUUUAGGUGUGUGAAAUUGUCACCCCAGAGGCUAACAAUACCUUAGAUUGUGGAGUUUUUUUCAUAGUGGAAGAUCACAGGAGAAAAACCAUGAAGGCAGCCUAAAUGUCACUAUAACUUGAAGAGAGACAGUUUCACUUCUCUGUUCUUUAGAUAGGAAAACAGUAUUAUGUAUUUUGCUUUUUUGGCAGUGUAUGAAUUUGUAGCAACGUUUUUGCACCUAUAGUGUUUGAGAGACUUGGCAUCAAGAAUAGGAGAAUACUUUUUAAACACUUUCCCUUUUUUUGCAGCAAGUUAAACUUAUUCGAAACCUUACACAGAUGAGUUUUAAUAAAUGCAGCUGAUAUUCAGAUUUAUAUUUUGAUUUAAUGACUAAUAGAAGCAUGUUGAAAAGGUGCUAUUAAAUUCAUUGACUGAACAUUUUUGCCUGUGUGAAGGAAUGGAAUAUAAACGAUGACAUCACUUAGGAGUGAUGUCAUUGCACCAGCAAUGUUGUCAAAUGUGUCAAACCCCUUUAUUAUAUACUUACUAAUAAAUGUUUUCCAAUUUCUGACCUGAUCAAUCUCUUCCUAGAAUAUAAAUAAAGUCAGGAUUUGUAUCAGUGAA